AUGGCGCACGACGUCGAGGCAGCGACGCCUCUGCUGGGCGGGGACGAUGCCCGCACGCGGUCCCGCGGGUCCUCGCGACCCGUGGUGAUCGCGCUCGGGUCCCUCGCGUUCGCCGCGCUCAUCGGGCUGGGCGUGUACACCCACAGCGCGGGCCCUCUGCCCGGCCUGGACCUGCUGAAGGGCAAGGAGAGGCCCACGCCUGUGAUGUACGCGCUCAUGGGGGAGACCCAAGGUCUACCCCAGCAGCUCAGGUCGCUGCAGUGCUACGCCAAGAUGGCGAGAGAGACCGGCUCGGAGCUGGUGGUGGGUCCCGUUAAGACCAGGGCGGUGAACGGCGGCGAGGACGAGUACGUCUCCUUCGACGCGAUCGUCAAGCCCGAGCCCGGCACUUGGCGCGCGAUGACCAAGGAUGACCGCGCCGCGUUCCUCACCCACAACCUUGACCGCGGCUGCAUCACCGCGCUUCGCGAGCAGGACACCAUCGGAACCACGUUCGUCUCCCCCGGCGACGAGACGGUUCGCUCGGAUCCCUUCACCUCGGCGAAGGAUUACCAGUCGGUGGUUGACAGCAUCAAGGAGAGGGGCGGAAAGCCAUCGUGCGUGGCCUCCGCCGUGUACGCCGAGUGCGAGGAGCCGGGCACCGAGCUCGAUUUCCAGGCUUCGAAGCACAUAGAGCUUCUGUCCAGCGAGGUGCGCAAGUUUCUGUUCGGCGCCGCGGACAGGAACUUCCGGGUGGUCCACGCGAGGUCCAACGCGGCGACGAUGGGCAUGCCGGUUUUCAAGUCGUUCAACUCGAACCAGGCGUCCAUCAACAUCGACCCGUUCGUGCACAUGUGCCGCGAGGCCAAGGCGGGGCAAGGCCUUCCCACGUACGUCGCCACGGACGAUAUGAGCGCCAACACGCAGAUGAAGUUGCAGAGCUUCGGGUGCAAGACGAUCCACUCCAUCCUCGGGUCGCAGAAGCUGGAGGACUGGGAGAUGGCGGCGCUCGACCAGUUCAUGAUGGCUGACGCCACCGAGCACUACUCCAUGAGGUGCACCACUAUGGACAUCAUCGCCAGCUCGUCCAGGCGCAUUCGUCAGAAAAUGCCGUCGAAGUGGUACCUCGACAACGCGCGAAAGUUCCACGAGAUUGCGGACGGGUCCAACAUGAAGCAGUGCGAGGCGGGCGUCAAGGUUGCCGAGGAAAUUGAGGAGGCAAACCAGCCCAAGGGCGAGGGUAAGCAGUUCGCCCAGAAGGCGGAGGCGAAGGCUAGGGCGCGACAGGCGGCAGAAGAUCGUGCCGCGGUGGCCGCCGCGGGUAGGGGAGACGAUAUCGAGAUUCAGGGCCUGAACGACGCCGACGGCGGCGACGCAUUUGCCAUCGCCACGUUCCUGGCCAACGAGCAGGAAAAGGACGACCCCAUCGAGAAGUUCCUUCGUGAGGUUGGCCGAGGGACUGCGCAGGGGCGAUGAUCGCAAGAGUCUAAUAGUGGUAUUUCGCGCGUGUAAUUUGUUUCUAAGCUAGCCGUGA
Micromonas commoda is the source of this 1513-nucleotide messenger RNA. RefSeq lists its product as hypothetical. The record is from RefSeq and is a predicted model, not a curated record. The transcript has a single exon. The coding region runs from base 1 to 1455 and encodes 484 amino acids. Lineage: Eukaryota; Viridiplantae; Chlorophyta; Mamiellophyceae; Mamiellales; Mamiellaceae.